Molecule: messenger RNA, 1246 nt
Organism: Bactrocera latifrons
Lineage: Eukaryota; Metazoa; Arthropoda; Insecta; Diptera; Tephritidae
Product: putative protein TPRXL
Exons: 3
Coding region: 221-1159 (312 amino acids)
Cellular component (GO): extracellular region
Molecular function (GO): chitin binding
Source: RefSeq, a predicted model, not a curated record
UCAUUCAGCAGGAAAUGUGGUUAUAAACUGUAUACUUAUACUUAUUGAAAGGGCGGUGAUUUUUAGAAGCUUGAUAUACACCUGAAACUUCUUUAAUUGUUUCUAUACUCUGAGAAAUUGGUUUAAUAUUUAUUACUUAGUAACUUAUUGACAAAGUAAUCAGUCUACAAAGAUUUCUGGGUCGCUUAACAUCUUCACAACACAAUUAAUUCCAAUAGAAAUGCGAAACGUAAUAUUCGGAGUUUUAUUGUGUGCCUUAUAUGCCAAUGGAAAUAACGUAAUAGAUGAUCUUCACAAACCUCAUGGGAUAUCAUUAAUUCAAGAACUAAGUGGUCCAUCUACUGGUCCUUCAGGUUCUACAUGCAAUGACAAAGGAGUAUGUGAAAAUCAGCCUGAUGGCGCCAUGUUUCCUAAUUCUGGAUCAAAUGGUUAUAUAGUGUGUCAAUGCGAAUGUGGAAUAGCAAUGCCUUGCUCCUCUGGCUUAAUUUUUAAUUCAGUAUUUAAUGUUUGCGAUUGGCCUCCAGAUAGUACAGAUGCACCGGGAACUUCUAGCUCACCAACAGAUAUAACCACAAAAGGUACAACAUUAACGUCAUCAAGUUCGCCGUCUUCAACCCCAUCGUCUACAACUUCUGAUACAACCACUGAGGGUACAACAUCAACGCCAUUAAUUUCGUCCGCUUCAAGCCCAGCGUCAACAACCUCUGAUAUAACCACUGAGGAUACAACAUCAACGCCAUCAAGCUCGUCCGCUUCAAGCCCAGCGUCAACAACCUCUGAUAUAACCACAAAAGGUACAACAUCAACACCAUCAAGUUCGUCGUCUUCAACACUAUCGUCAACUACCUCUGAUAUAACCACUGAGGGUACAACAUCAACGCCAUCAAGUUCGUCGUCUUCAAUCCCAUCGUCCACGACGUCUGAUAUAACCACUGAAUCCACAUCUACCAYAUUAAGUGGCUCAGCGACUGGGCCUUCUGGUACUACAUGCAACAAUAAAGGAGUAUGUGAAAAUCAGCCUGAUGGCGCCAUGUUUCCUGAUUCUGGAUCAAAUGGUUACAUAGUUUGUCAGUGUGAAUGUGGAAUCCAAAGGCCAUGCCCUUUGGGCUUAGUUUUUAAUUCAAUACUUAAUGUUUGCGAUUGGCCAAGUUCUGCCUAAUGUUCCUCUGUCCUAAACAAGCAGCAUUACAGAACGAUGAUUAUAUUAACAGAUUAAAGCUAUAACUCUGAUAUUGCCCAACAUUUA